This is a messenger RNA of Perognathus longimembris pacificus (Pacific pocket mouse), 1932 nucleotides long. It is a transcript of the gene Rsl1d1, whose product is annotated as ribosomal L1 domain containing 1. The record is from RefSeq and is a predicted model, not a curated record. The transcript has 9 exons. Lineage: Eukaryota; Metazoa; Chordata; Mammalia; Rodentia; Heteromyidae. The coding region runs from base 43 to 1488 and encodes 481 amino acids.
CGAGUUCCGUCACUCCGUGCGUUCGCACGAGGUAAACCCGCCAUGGAGGACGCGGCUCCCACCUCGCCAGGGACUUCGGCAGUGGUUGCAACUUCCACCUCGGCUUCAGACGACCUGACCGCCCUGGAGCACCUGGACACAAGCCAAAUUAGGAAGGCAGUAGAAGCCUUGUUGGCGCAUUGCAAGGCCAGGAAAAGCAAGAAUGCAUUGCUUUUGAAUGAGAGUGAAAAUUUAUUUUUAUUGGUGGUAUUAUGGAAAAUUCCCAGUAAAGAACUGAGGGUCAAAUUGUCCUUGCCUCAUAGUAUUCGAUCAGAUUUGGCUGAAAUCUGUUUAUUUACCAAAGAUGAGCUUGAAUCACCUGAAGACACAGAACGUUUCUAUAGGAAGCUUUUGAAGAAGCAUGGAAUUGAAUCCAUCUCUCGAAUCAUCCCUUUCCAUACUUUAAAGACUGAAUAUAAGGCAUAUGAAGCCAAGCUCCGCCUCCUCGGGAGCUUUGAUAUUUUCCUUACUGAUGAAAGAAUUAGGCGGAUGUUACCCACACACAUAGGAAGACAUUUCUAUCAAAGGAAGAAAGUUCCAGUACCUGUAAACCUUCUAGCCAAGAAUUUGUCCAAAGAGAUCAACUACUGUUUGGGUGGGACUGUCCUCAACAUCUCCAAGAGUGGCUCCUGCAGUACUGUGCGCAUUGGUAACACUGCAAUGGAGCCUCAGCACAUCACUGAAAACAUUGUCGCUGUUGCGGAAAAGCUGGCAUUGAAGUUGCCACAGAAGUGGCAAAGUGUCAAACUCCUAUUUGUGAAAACCGAGAGGUCUGCUUCACUUCCCAUCUUUUCCUCGUUUGUCAGCUGUGUGGAUGAAAACAGCCCACUCUCCUUCAGUGGUCUGCAGAGACAAGAAAAAAAGAAGAGAGAGAUGAAGGUGCGUAAAAAGCAAAAGAAGAAAAACAAAAGGUUGAGGGCAAGGAUUCAGAAAUCUGCAUCAAUUUUACCAUGGGACCAGGCACCCCAAAUUGGGGAUGAUCCAGUGAAGGCCACCGAGUCUCACAAAAACAAGAAAGGUAAAGUGAAAGGCCAGCCUAAAGUGACAGGCAAAGUAAAAAGCCAACCUACAGUGACAGACGACAGUGAAGAAGACAAAAUCCCACAGCUGGUACCAAUAGAAGGAACUCCAGCAAAAGAAAAUGUCCAGCUGCAAAGCAAUGCCUCAGGAAAGAAGUCUUCAAAGAAGAGUGUCGGGCCCAGUACAUCCGUUGUGAGGAAGAGAAAGGCCCUGCCCACGGGAGAGACCCCCGGAAAAGCCCCAGGGAAGAAGCAGAAGACGGACCAGAAAGACAAAGAGAGAGGCUCAGGGCUGGGGAAAAAAGACCUGAGACAGACUCCAAAAAAGCCAGAGGCCAAGUUCUUCACUACUCACAAGAAAUCUGGGAGUAAUGAUCCUGCCACCCCUAAACAGGGACGGAAAAAUCCUUCUGAGGGCCAAGCUAGCUAAAAGUCACUGGCUCGGCCCAGGACUCAUCAGUUACUUGAGAUAUAUUUUUUUUAAUUGUUAUUAUAAAGGUGAUGUACAGAGGGGUUACAGUCACGUAACUGAAACAGACCCUUUUUUUGUAACAAUCCAGCUAUACAUAGCCCGCCAACCUGGGUGGGAUAACAUAGUGAGGCUCUGACUGGCUUGGGCCCUGCUCAGCAUGCGGGGCUGAGUUCCACCCAGUACUGGGCCAAUAGAGAAGUGAAAUAAAAGGAUUUGGACCCUAACUUCCAUUGCUACCCUCCCCAUGAGAGGUUUUAAGAACCUCCCUAGGUGAUCUGACAUAUACUCCUAUUUGUAAAAGCCAGUGGCAAAAGUAAAGUAUUUUUAAUUGUUCUGUGUGUUUGCUGAUGCGAUAGUCUUCUCUGUGGUGAUCAUACACAAACUGUAACAUCUGUCUCUGGA